Molecule: messenger RNA, 1929 nt
Organism: Vicia villosa (hairy vetch)
Lineage: Eukaryota; Viridiplantae; Streptophyta; Magnoliopsida; Fabales; Fabaceae
Exons: 6
Coding region: 1-1929 (642 amino acids)
Molecular function (GO): protein binding
Source: RefSeq, a predicted model, not a curated record
AUGGAUCUCCCUCCCUCUGAAACUCGUCGGCCACCUAGCUCGCCGUCGUCACCGCCUAUCCUCCCAGACGAAAUCAUGGCGGAAGUCCUGUCCUUACUUCCCGUAAAAUCUCUCGUUCAAAUGAAAUGCGUGAGUAAGUUCUUCAACUCUCUCAUUUCUGAUCCCACCUUUAUCAAAAUGCAUCUCCGUCGAUCAGCUCGAAACCCUCAACUCACACUUGUCUCUGGAAAGUGCGUAGCAGAUUUCUGUUUCGCCACUCUUCCUAUAAAAAAAAUUCUCGACAAUCCUCUUAUCACCGUUCCGGAGAAGCCUUUCUAUCCAUUGUUGGAUACAGUUCAUUAUUGGUUGGUUGGUUCUUGUAAUGGAUUGCUCUGUUUUGCUCAUUAUUCUAGUUUCACUGAUAGUUAUAGAGAUUGUUGGCUCAAUUUCUAUAAUCCAGCUACAAAUACUUUAUCUAACAAAUUAGGCCAUUUUAAAGAUUAUUGCAAGCAUCGUUUUUUCUUCUCUAGAUAUGCAUUUGGUUAUGAUUGUUUAACUGAUAAUUAUAAAGUAGUCGCAUUACGAUUGAUUGCUGAUGACAGUGAAAUUGGUGGUGAAAAUGGAGACAGUGAAACUCAAUUGAGAAAAAGGAUGAGAACAGAGGUGAGAGUUUUUAGUGUCGGUGAAAAUGUUUGGAGAGAUAUUCAAGAUUUUUCGGUUGGCCCUCUCCGGUUAACUCUUCCUAGUGAGAAUCAUGGUGUUUAUUUGAAUGGUAGUCUUAAUUGGUUGGCGCUUCGAAAUUGCUACUCUGCGGAUAUGUUUUAUCAUAGCAAUGAUAUUACUCUUGAUCAAUUUGUGAUCAUUUCAAUUGAACUGGGUGCUGAGAGACACGUGGAGUUAAUGCCUCCGCGGGGUUUGGAGGAAGUGCCGCUGAUUGAGCCGACUAUUUCUGUGUUGCUGGAGUCUCUUUGUUUUUGUCAUGAUUUCAAACAAACUUGUUUGGUUAUAUGGCAGAUGAAGGAGUUUGGGGUUGGAGAGUCUUGGACUCAACUUUAUAGAAUUAAUUAUCAAAAUCUUCAACACAUUGGAUGUUGGUUGCCGUGCUGGUUGUCGUUGCACAUUUCGCAGGAUAAGAAUACUUUGGUAUUGGCAAACAAGCGUGAUCUGCUAGCUAUUAUCUAUGAUUGGGCAAAUAAUAGAGUAGAUAUAGUUACCAAUAAACCGCGGUGGGCCUUUUGCAAGGAUUAUGUUGAAAGUUUGGUUUCAGGUGUUUUGCAUAGUCAAUUCAAUAAGACUGUGGUGACACUCAUUCCUAAGAGUUCUACUGCCAUUAGCAUAAAGGAUUUCAGACCUAUAGCAGGAUGCACUACAUUUUACAAGAUUAUUGCUAGGAUCCUCUCUGAUAGAUUAGGCAAGAGUGCUUCCUACGAAAAUAUUGCUGUUUCGCAGGUAAUUUCGCAUGAAAAAUCCCAACAGAAUCUGCAGGGUGAUACUACUUCAGUUGAAAUGCUUCUAUCUACUGUGAAGCUCUUUUCAUUGUCUACAGGCUUGGUGAUGAAUCCUCAAAAAUGCAAGAUGUUUUGUGGUGGAGUGGAUGAUACAAAUAAAGAAGCUAUCAAAGAGCUGAAUGGGUUUGAAGAAGGGCAAUUUCCUAUUAGAUAUCUUGGUGUUCCUCUGGCUGCUAAAAGACUAAACAUCACUCAUUAUCUCCCUCUCAUUGAGAAGAUUGUUGGAAAUUAUGAAAUAGAGAGAAGACUUAUCAAAGAUUCAGCAGAUUUGGGCCAGAUCACUCGAGAAAUUUGGUAUCACAUUCCGAGUUGGAUUGAGAUCAACCAUGUUCCUCAAGACUGGGUGAUUGAACAAGGUUGGAUUAUUGAGAAUACGAAAAAGAAGGGUUGGAAGGCCAGGAUGUUGAAGCUUGCCUUCACUGAGGCGUUUUAUGGCAUAUGA